Molecule: messenger RNA, 1635 nt
Organism: Exophiala bonariae
Lineage: Eukaryota; Fungi; Ascomycota; Eurotiomycetes; Chaetothyriales; Herpotrichiellaceae
Exons: 2
Coding region: 1-1635 (544 amino acids)
Source: RefSeq, a predicted model, not a curated record
AUGACUUCCCUCUCCAGCGCAGCAGCCAAGCGCAGAGUUGCUCGUCACAGUCGGCUCUCAAAAGCUCGAGGUCGACACAUGGCUCACCCAGACCCAACUCUCGCCCGUCGUACCCCCCGAUCCAGGACGAGAAGACUUCGAGACCAAGAGGCAUUGAAUCUUGACGAUUGCUUCCAUCAUUGUGAGGACCUUGGCUAUCACAUUGACCCAGAUGUUCAUAUCGGGCGUGCAGUGGUUCAAAGUGUCAAUCCGUUCUCAAUCCUUGACCCAGAUAGCUCGGAGUUUCCUUCAAGCCUACUAAACACCCCUUCCGGAGACGAAAGUCUGCCCGAGUGGCCUAAGGAGGAUUAUCGUCAAAAUUCUUGCUCGCUACCUUCUACCGUACCUGACAAAUCGGAUGUCGUACUCGAUGCAAGACCUUUGACGAAUACAUACACCGAUUACAUGGCUCCAGGUUUCCCUGAUGAUGUGUUCGCUUCCGAGGCAGACCCUACUGUCAGAAUGUCUGGAUCGUUCUCGGGUGUCAGCAGUUCGGGCACUGAUGAUACCUUCAAUUCCGGUUUCUACCUCGACAAUAUCCGAAUUCCUAGUCCGUUAUUAUAUCAUCGAUCAAGCUCGAAAGCAUGUACUCCGGACACUGAAACCCCAUCAGAUCUUCCUGAUUUUGAACUUGCACAUGGUCAACCAGUACCGGAGCCGGACUUUGUCACGUACCGCAAUGUCCCUCAUGACGAUGUCCAUACAAGCACACAAGCACCAUUAAUAGGAAUUUAUUCACCACUCCCCACCAAUGCUUUCGUGACCUUCCUCGGUCACAAGCGCGAGAAGCCACAACGGGCAUCAAGUUCUACAGAUUCAAAUCAGACUGCACAUCGAGGCCAGACUAGUCGUGGGUCUGGUGGGUCUGAUAUACUCCACAUGCCCGGCGGGUUUCAAUGUUAUAUGGAAAAGAAUGACAUCGACAAGGGUCAUGUUUAUGGAAGUCUGCCUCCAACUUCCCACCACACUGUCAAGACCAACGAUGACGAUGUGAUUUUUCCAAAACUGUCUAUCUCCUCACAAGAUCAGCCUUGCAACAUUUCUGCUUGGAACCCAAGCGUUGUAAAGCCAUGGCACGCAAUGGCUAAACGAUCCCUACUCCGAGGAAUUGAACUAAAAUUGGCAUUCACUUCCCCUCCUGCUCCAUGCAGAGACCUAGUGCUGGCUAGCACAUUUCCCAAGGAACUUGCCCUCUCACCUGGAAGGCGAUGGUCUUGUGAUGCGACUUUCAACUCUAUUCCGAACGAUGGUCACCGAGAAAUCAGAAAAGUUGCACUCCCUCUUGAACGGCCAAAGUUAUCGAUCGAAUCUGAAUACCAUCGGCAGACCCAACGAUCAGAUGCCUCGGCCGGUGGAGAGAUUGAGAAAACGAAAAGCCCGCCCGAAAAAUUUGACUCAUUAACACCCUCAUGUCAUGGAGCAUUAAUGCUUCCAUCACCACUGUCCGAGACUGAUGACGAGGACAAAGGGUACUUCUCUUCAUAUGAAAUAUGUACUGACGCAGAAAUCAUCGAUCUCAAUGAAAGUGAUGCCGAUUGGUCAGAUUGGGAAGGGGAUUUUGAAGUCGAACAAAUCAACGGGAUCGAUACCCAGUAG